AUGGCUAAGGUCGUCUUCACCCCAUGGAAAAACAAGUCCCAACUGCUCGAGGUUCGGGCGGAAUUUUACCCUUCACCAUCGUAUGAAGGUCCGGAUCUGCGGUCUCAUGCUUGUGCCUUGGUUGAAGCUUGGAAGCUGCGUGGUAAUAUCCCUCAUCAUGUCGAGGCGACUGCGUUGUUGACGGAUGCUAUUCUUCAUGAUGAUGUACAGAGGAACUCAAUUUUCUCCAUUCGGGCUACUUACUCAGCUGCUUUUUGUCGCUUCGUAACGGGCCUUGUGGACACGAAGAUUCACGGCCAGCGCAGGACCAUGUUCCAGCGCGCCAUGGACCAAGGUCUUCCAGCCUCAUUUGUAGAGCUGCGCCAUGAAGCAACUCACCGCGAGCCACCGUCGCUCAUAGUAUUACGCAAAGCGUCCCAGCGAUCUCUUGAGUGGCUAUGGCAUAACUACUGGGCCGAAAUUGACUCCACUGCUCUCCCAGUUGAAAAUGGCGAAGGCUUCUCUGUCAAAACAGCACUGGAUCGUGUUUUGCGCCAAUGCUCUACUGCUUCAGAGCCGUCCAAGAAGCGGAAACGUGACCAUGACUCGGUCUCUUCGCAGCUUAUUGCUAUCUGUGAUUCGUUGGAGGGAGACAGUGUGCGCAUUUUAGCUUCGACUUUGGUAGAGGGGUAUUUCUUUGAUUCUAAUCGGGAAUUCGGAGACUCCUUGCAAGAUUCAUUCCGCAACUGGGACUCUAUCUUGCAAAAGGUCACUCAAAGCCAUCCUACGUUUUUGACGUAUCUGACAGAAGAGCUUAUACACGGUCUUGUCUUUGCUGACGAUUCACCCGUCAAUGCACAGUCAGAGGCUCGUUAUGAAUGGCUCAGCCAUCUACUAUCUGCACCAUCGUGGGAAUCUCAGCGGCAUAUCAUCCCUCGCGGCUAUAUUCUCACUGCCUGCAAUGAACAUCCUAACCACUGGAGUAAAAAGCUUGGGGACCGUUUGAGGGAGAGUGAGAAGAAGACUAUCGAAUCUCAAUAUGCCGCAGCUGCGACUUCUCAGGAAAAGUCUGUGCAGAAUGGCUCGGUUGUGUCGGAUGAAAUGGUGAAGUUGAGGGAACAUGGAUGGGGGUAUAUUGAGAAGUGGGAUAGUCGGCCGUUGGGCAUCGCGUCCAACUAG
Messenger RNA from Penicillium taxi, 1158 nucleotides. Its product is annotated as rRNA-processing protein LAS1. The record is from RefSeq and is a predicted model, not a curated record. Gene Ontology annotation, molecular function: endonuclease activity. The coding region runs from base 1 to 1158 and encodes 385 amino acids. Gene Ontology annotation, biological process: maturation of LSU-rRNA; maturation of 5.8S rRNA. Gene Ontology annotation, cellular component: preribosome, large subunit precursor; Las1 complex. The transcript is spliced from 4 exons. Lineage: Eukaryota; Fungi; Ascomycota; Eurotiomycetes; Eurotiales; Aspergillaceae.